AUGUCGCUGAUUUCAUCCAGUAUUGUUCCUUUAUUCAUGACCAUUCAAGCUGACAAAGCCGUACUUAUUGCAUUUGGGGGACCAUCGUCAAGUGGGAAAACAACGGUUGCGCUGACCCUUAAAGCUUUGCUUCCUGAUGUAACGCUAAUUCAUUUGGAUGAUUUCUAUCUCGCUGAUUCACAAAUACCUAUAGAUGAGGAAACUGGAUAUCAAAACUGGGAUUGCCCGCAAGCAAUUGAUUUUGAAAAAUUUACUACGUACAUCCUGAAUAUCAAAUUUGGUAAAGAGCAACCUCCCAUAGAGUCUAUACAAUCAAACGAUUUGGAUGUAAAGUUGACUCCAAAUGAAAAGAAUACAAUUUUAGACAAGAUAAACCAACAAAGUGACAAAUUCAAAAGAAAACGAUUGGUGUUUGUCGAUGGAUUCAUGUUAUUUCACAAUCCAGAAAUAAUCAAACUAUUUGACAUUAAACUACUUUUCCACGCCUCGUUUGACACGUUAAAAAUAAGGCGUGAGUCAAGAGGUGGCUACAACACGAUUGAAGGGUUUUGGGUUGAUCCACCGGAUUAUUUUGGAAAGAUUGUUUGGCCAGCUUUUGUCGAUUCACACAAGUACCUUUUUGUUGGAGAUGAUGUGGAUAACAAAUUGAAACCAGAAGUAUCACGACAAUUUAACAUAUAUGAUAUCAACAACGGCAAUGACACCCCGCUACUAGAUUUGGUUCAAAGGUCAAUAGAUAUUAUUAUAGAUAACUUAUAG
Lodderomyces parapsilosis is the source of this 759-nucleotide messenger RNA. Its product is annotated as ribosylnicotinamide kinase. The record is from RefSeq and is a predicted model, not a curated record. Gene Ontology annotation, molecular function: ATP binding; kinase activity. Gene Ontology annotation, cellular component: cytoplasm. The transcript has a single exon. Lineage: Eukaryota; Fungi; Ascomycota; Pichiomycetes; Serinales; Debaryomycetaceae. The coding region runs from base 1 to 759 and encodes 252 amino acids.